Rhineura floridana is the source of this 1485-nucleotide messenger RNA. RefSeq names its product double C2 domain beta (gene DOC2B). The transcript has 9 exons. The record is from RefSeq and is a predicted model, not a curated record. NCBI's taxonomy places the organism in Eukaryota, Metazoa, Chordata, Lepidosauria, Squamata, Rhineuridae. The coding region runs from base 12 to 1223 and encodes 403 amino acids. Gene Ontology annotation, cellular component: membrane.
GAGCUGUAUGCAUGACACUCCGGAAAGGCGAGAGGACGACCAUCAGCAUCCAGGAGCACAUGGCCAUUGACGUCUGUCCUGGACCCAUCCGACCCAUCAAGCAGAUUUCAGAUUACUUCCCCCGGUUCCCCCGUGGCCUCCCCGCCACGGUCAGCCGGAGCAACAGCCUGCGUUCCUCCAGCAGCCCGGCGACGGUCAGCCCCUCGGAGACGGCGCCCCGGGAAGAAGACGAGGAUGUGGACCAGCUGUUUGGGGCGUACGGAACCGAAGUGGCUGAACAGCCGGCCAAGCGGCGAGCUGGGGAAGAGGAGGUGGCUGAGGCGGCGGAUGCCGAUGGUUACGAAUCCGACGACUGCACUGCCCUGGGGACCUUAGAUUUCAGUUUGCUAUACGAUCAAGAAAACAAUGCUCUGCACUGCACUAUCAAUAAAGCUAAGGGCCUGAAGCCCAUGGACCACAAUGGCCUGGCUGACCCCUACGUGAAACUGCACUUGCUUCCUGGUGCCAGUAAGGCGAAUAAACUGAAGACGAAAACCUUGCGGAACACGCUGAAUCCAACCUGGAACGAAACCCUCACGUACUAUGGGAUCACCGACGAGGACAUGAUCCGCAAAACGCUCAGAAUUUCAGUCUGUGACGAGGACAAAUUCCGCCACAACGAGUUCAUCGGAGAAACCAGGAUCCCCUUGAAGAAGCUCAAGCCCAACCAGACCAAAAAGUUCAACAUCUGCCUGGAGAAGCAACUGCCUAUAGAUAAAACAGAAGACAAGUCCCUGGAGGAGCGCGGCCGGAUCCUCAUCUCCCUCAAAUACAGCUCCCCAAAGCAAGCACUCCUGGUGGGCAUCAUCCGGUGCGCACACCUGGCCGCAAUGGACGCCAACGGCUACUCGGACCCCUAUGUGAAAACAUACUUGAAACCGGAUGAGGACAAAAAAUCAAAGCAUAAGACAGCAGUGAAGAAGAAAACGCUCAACCCUGAAUUCAAUGAGGAAUUUUGCUACGAGAUAAAGCAUGGUGACUUGGCCAAGAAGACCUUAGAGGUGACAGUUUGGGAUUAUGACAUCGGCAAGUCGAACGACUUUAUCGGUGGCGUGGUGCUUGGGAUCAAUGCCAAAGGGGAACGCCUGAAGCACUGGUUUGACUGCUUAAAAAACAAGGAUAAGAAAAUUGAGCGGUGGCACACGCUCACGAACGAGCUGCCAGGAGCCAUCCUCAGCGAUUGACCUUACAGACAGGCCCUGGAUACCCGGGAGAGUAGAGCACGCUUCGCAACAAAGGAAGAACCAUUGCCUUUGGAUCUACUGUUUACUUCAUACCCACGUCAGCAAGACUGCGGGGGAGGGGGCGGAGCUUGCUUGGGAACCCCAAGCUACAGCCAGUUUGCAGGGAACGAUUUGACACCUCCCCCCCUGCAAAAAAAAACCCCACCAACAUCCAAUUUCUUGUUGUUUGCAAGGUUCAGUCCUAGAGUUUUCUCCAGGAUGC